This is a messenger RNA of Mauremys mutica (yellowpond turtle), 2287 nucleotides long. RefSeq names its product phytanoyl-CoA 2-hydroxylase (gene PHYH). NCBI's taxonomy places the organism in Eukaryota, Metazoa, Chordata, Testudines, Geoemydidae. Gene Ontology annotation, molecular function: phytanoyl-CoA dioxygenase activity. The coding region runs from base 77 to 1093 and encodes 338 amino acids. The record is from RefSeq and is a predicted model, not a curated record. The transcript is spliced from 9 exons. Gene Ontology annotation, biological process: fatty acid alpha-oxidation.
GCGUCGCCCCGCCCAGCGCGGCGUUGCAGUCAGAGCCCUGGCUUGUGGCAGGGACAGUUCCCCAGCCGCAGGCGCCAUGGAGGGUGCUGCGGCCGCAGCCCGGCUGGGCACCAUCCUACGGCACCUCCGCCCCCGGACGGGCGCUGCCGCCCUCACAACAUUUCCUGCUUCAGCACAAAUUGCUUCUGUUAAACACCCAAUGGAGUUUCAUUACACCCUGGACAAUAACCUUUUAACUCCAGAGCAGAGGCACUUUUAUGAUGAAAAUGGUUACCUGGUCAUUAAAAACCUGGUUUCUGGUGAAGACAUUGAGUGUUUCAGAAAUGAAUUUGCAAAGAUCUGUAAAAAGGAGGUACAAGUGCCCGGCUUAAUCAUAAUGAGGGAUGUGGCCAUUGCUAAAUCAGAGUUUGUUCCAGAUCAAAAAGCAGUUACUAAAAUACAGGAUUUUCAGGAAGAUGAAGAGCUCUUCAGAUAUUGUACCAUGCCUCAGAUCCUAAAAUACGUUGAGUGCUUCACAGGGCCAAACAUCAUGGCCAUGCACACGAUGUUGAUAAAUAAACCUCCAGAUUCUGGCAAGAAGAGCUCUCGCCAUCCCAUGCAUCAGGAUUUGCACUACUUUCCAUUCCGGCCUGCAGAUCUCAUUGUGUGUUCCUGGACUGCCAUGGAGCGGAUAGAUCGCAGCAAUGGCUGUCUGGUUGUUUUGCCAGGAACACACAAGGGGUCCCUGAAGCAACACGAUUACCCUGAUUGGGAGGGUGGUGUUAACAAGAUGUACCAUGGGGUGCGUGAUUACAACAAAAACCUUCCCAGGGUUCACCUUGUUAUGGAGAAGGGAGACACAGUAUUCUUCCAUCCCUUGUUGAUUCAUGGCUCUGGAAUGAACAGAACUCAAGGCUUCCGGAAGGCGAUAUCUUGUCACUAUGCUAGUGCAGAUUGCCACUAUAUUGAAGUCAAGGGCACGAGUCAAGAAAACAUUGAGAAAGAAGUUGUAGAAAUUGCACAAAGAAAAUAUGGUGUGAGCACGCCUAUGACUCUGAAGGAUACUUGGAUGAUACGAGGGCGGCUUGUAAAAGGAGACAGAACUAAUCUUUAGAAUAGUUUUUUGAUGGUAGAGUUAGAAAAAUGUGUGCCUGAGUAUUGUGUUCCCUGAUCAGAAACCACGAUCCUCACAAAUUUGCAUUUGCUUUUUUUGUUUGAAUUUAUUCAAAUAUUGUACCAAAUGUUCAUUUACAACAAAAUAUUGUAAUAUGAAUGCACUGAAGUUUAACAAAAUUUAGCUAAUAUACUUAGCAUAUUUUUAACCUAUUCACUACAGUAAAUACUUCUAUUUUUGUAAUUUUAAAAAUCAUUUGUUUUAAAAUCCACUGUUUGUUAAAUGGAUGAGAACUCCCAUCAGAUCAGCUCUUUAAAUACUCAUCACUGUGUUACUCAAGAACCAAUUUGAAUUCAGGUUCUAUCCUGAUGUAAUUUUGGGCUGCUGUUAAUGUAACUCUUAUGCUAACUCAUGGCUCUAGUGAGUGUAAACCUGGGUGGAAAAGACCAAUAGCAUCAUCUAGCCCUUUCCCCUUGUUGGAGCAUGACUGUGCAUUUUCUAGUCCUUUGUCUAGUUUAUUAAAUGUCUGAAGCGAUUGUGCUUUUACCAGUUCCUUUGGGAGGCUAUUGCGGAGUCUAAUGGAUCUCACUGCCAAGAAGUCUUUCCUAAUAUUUAGCCUACAUUUCCCUUCUUCAACUUUCUACCAUUACUCCCUAUCAUCCUAAAUAAUUCUUUCCUUGUUACUUAUGCGUCAAAUAAUAAGACUUAGUGUGUGCAUGGAAUUCACAGUAACUAUCAGCAUGUACUGUAUUGAAAUGAACACAAUUUGGAGGAAAAUGGCCCUUUCCCUAAAAGACAUGUAAUAUUCUGAUCGGAAGCAAAGCAAUUUUAACUGUGGUAUAGUCAUCGCUGGAACAGUGGUUAUCUCUGUGGACAGUGAAUUCAUUUGAAACUGAUUGUGUGGGGUUGAGUAACUUAUCUUUAACCUUACUUGCAUCCUUUCCCAUUUUUAAACAACUGAGAAGGGGUUUCCUCUUUUGAAGCUGGCAUUUGUAGGGGUAGGCUAGGUAGUUGACUCCAGUGCAGGAAAGUUAUACAAAAUGAAAGAAAAUAAAAAUUGGAAGAAUGGGGAUGCUCAUAAUUAUCACAAGGCAUAAUAUCUGUGGUGUAUUGAAAUGCAAUUGUUUUUAAAUCAUUUUGUUUCAAAAAUAAAAAUGUUUUUGAAAUACAGAUUAAACUAGAGCUAAAACCAAG